Molecule: messenger RNA, 1725 nt
Organism: Limanda limanda (common dab)
Lineage: Eukaryota; Metazoa; Chordata; Actinopteri; Pleuronectiformes; Pleuronectidae
Gene: mkks
Product: MKKS centrosomal shuttling protein
Exons: 4
Coding region: 1-1707 (568 amino acids)
Biological process (GO): intracellular transport; cilium assembly; chaperone-mediated protein complex assembly
Cellular component (GO): cytoplasm; nucleus; kinociliary basal body
Molecular function (GO): ATP binding
Source: RefSeq, a predicted model, not a curated record
AUGUCCCGACUUGUCCAGAAGUCCCCGUCUCUGUGUGUGGACCUGCCGCUGGACAACACGGACGUUUGUGACAAGCUUCGUUUACUGAGGCAGCUCCUGACGUCUUGUUAUGGUCCGACCGGGAAACUGAAACUAGUUCACAACAACAUCGGAGGACACGUUGUCACCACCUCGACCUCCUCACUUCUCCUCGCAGCCAUUUCCUCCUCACAGCCUCUUGUGAACCUCAUAAAAACCUCCGUCCUCAACCACGUGUCCCGGUUCAGUGACUGCGGUUUGUUCGCUGCCUGUCUGUGUUUGGAUCUUAUCGAACAAGCGAAGCAAAGUGGCCUCAGAGGAAACACGUGUAUCAGGCUGAACAGGCACUUCCUGGGUGAGUGCGUCAGUUACCUGCAGAGAGACGACUGCUGCUGCAAAGUGAAGCUCGACUUCUGCAGCAGCCACAACCUGAUCGCAUUAGCUCGCAGUGUUAUCUCCAGCAAACCAGCAUGUAUGCUCACAGUGCAAGAGACGCUUCACAUCAGCAGGCUGGCUGUGCAGGCUUUUCUACUGACUCUUCCCUGUGACACACCAGGCACGGUGUCCCUGGGCCAGACAGUGACCAUCUGUGUGGAGGGCCACUCUGUGCUCAACUCUGCAGUGUUCCCAGGUUUGCUGGUGGAUGUCACUGGUGUCCCAUGCAUCAACGAGUCAGAGCACCUGAGUUCACAUCCACUGUGCACGCUGUUGUUCAGUGCAUCCCUUGCUGGAGACAUUCCUGAACUCGGAGAUGGGAUCAUCGAAGUGUCCUCGGGUGUAGACACAGACGCACAGAUCUUGGAUCAACUCCUGGAUCUUGGCAAGCAGGCGUUUGAAGAUGACGUCAAACUCUUUGUCUGUCAGAAGGUCAUCCACCCAGUCCUACAGCAUUACCUGAGGAGUCGAGGUGUUAUUGUGAUAGAGAGAUUGGGAAUCACUCUCAUGGAGCCGCUCAUUCUGCUUACAGGUGCUCAUCCUGUGGCCACAUUACACACCACACUUCCAGCCAAGGCCUACGGGAAGGUGAGGGAUCUCAGUAUAAGGCAGUUCGGAUCCAAGACUAUGCUGCAUUUACUCGCCCCCGGGGACUCUGCAAUCUGCACCAUGGUCCUCUGCCACAGGAACGAGACCAUGCUAAGCGAGCUGAAGGUGGUGUGUCAGAAGACAGAACAUGUGUUGAGGCUCACCCUCAGGGAGCCAUACGCCUUAUUUGGAGGUGGGUGCACUGAGACCCACUUGGCUGCUUACGUCAGACACAAGGCCACAAACGGAGGAACGGAGUCUGCAGCAGUAUUAGGGUGCUCACAGUCAGAGUACCUUCUCGGCAUGGACAGAUUCUGCAGCUCUCUGGAGUGUGUGGCCAAAUCACUGGAGCACAAUGGUGGGAAUUCUUUAAUUGAUCUGACUCAUGCGCACCACUGGACCCUGCCUGCAGAUGUGUUGAACAGAUGCGUAGAGGAUAGCUUGGGCUUCUGUGGCUGUGGACUGGUGGAAGGAGGCUCUAGUAAGAAGUGGACAUACCUAAACACUAAAUAUGCAGAGUUCUCCCCUGCAGCCCUCACUACAGAUUCUGCUGUGCAGCCACGUGUGCUGGACUCCUUCACGGCUAAACUCAACGCGUUGCAAGUGGCUGUAGAAACUGCUAAUCUCGCACUAGAUGUGAAAUACAUCAUUAAAGAUGUGAACUAGUAGAAUAAGUAUUUUGGU